Molecule: messenger RNA, 1888 nt
Organism: Toxorhynchites rutilus septentrionalis
Lineage: Eukaryota; Metazoa; Arthropoda; Insecta; Diptera; Culicidae
Product: lysosomal aspartic protease-like
Exons: 4
Coding region: 595-1749 (384 amino acids)
Biological process (GO): cell death; proteolysis
Cellular component (GO): lysosome
Molecular function (GO): aspartic-type endopeptidase activity
Source: RefSeq, a predicted model, not a curated record
ACUAUAUCAAAGUUUAGCUAGAAGGGCGAGCGUCGAAUAGAAUUUAGUCUUUGUACAACCUCAAACUAGCGUACUGAUUUGGGAAAACAGAAAGUACGGGUUUACGGAUGGGGUUUUCAUAUUUUACCACAAUCAUCCCCCGUUGUCCGCGAGAAAUUCUGCUUGUGAUAAUACCAUAGGCAACAAUCCUUUAAUACUAACCGUGUUCGGGAUGGCUCGACUUCGCGUAUAGGCUUUAUGGACUUCAACUUUCAGUGCGUGAGAUGGCCCCAGUAUUUUCAACAUUUGUUUAAGAAACGAAGAGAUCAUCGUGUGAUCCGAAAGACUUGAAUCUGCAUUCGAAUACACUGGGUAAACUGGGCAAAAGUUAAUGGAUAUUAAUGAGUUUCGUUUCAUGAACGUUGUUUACCCACACCGGAAUCUAGGCACGUGAGCAAAUAGAAAAUAACUUUGUGGCGUCGGAUAACAGUUUGCUUCCGGAUAAGGAUAACACAGAAAAAACUUCAUGAAGUCAUUAAAUUACCUUUCGGCUCAAUGAAAGCAGGUUCGUAUAUUUAAUAAACUGCACCGCAAAUUGGAUAAAUUUGCUUAUAGAUGAUUAUCAAAUUGGCAUUUGGGAUGACCUUACUGGUCACUUACGCUCGCGCCCAGGUACAUAGGGUCAAGUUGUAUAGAACUAAUCCAGAGCUACUCCUUCGACGAAAUGUGACAUCAAGGAAUUACGAUCUUCCUUUCUCAGGCAUGCUCGCAGUUUCUAUGCCACUGUCCGAUUAUUUGGAUACUCAAUUUUUUGGUAUCAUCACAAUCGGCACGCCACCGCAAAGCUUCAAAGUGAUUUUCGAUACUGGUUCCGCUAAUCUCUGGGUACCAGCAGUCGGCUGUCGAGCCCGGAGUAAAGAUUGUGUGGCCGAAAACGCGUACAACCCACUGUUGUCUUCCACGUACGAGAAGAACGGUACAAGCUUCUUCAUUCAGUAUGCCUCUGGAGGUUUGUUUGGUCAUCUUUCGACGGACACUGUAAUCGUGUCGGGAUUAGCCGUCAAGCGGCAAACAUUCACCGAAGCUGCCAUACUGAGUGGUGAAGCAUUUGCGAGUGCCAAAUUCGAUGGAGUUAUGGGGCUUGCGUACAAAACAAGCGCUGUUAGUGGAGUCGUUCCCGUGUUCUACAAUAUGUACAACCAGGGUCUGAUCAGUGAACCGAUUUUUGCCUUCUACUUGAACAAGGACCCCUAUGCUUCCUUCGGGGGUGAAGUCACCUUCGGUGGUUCGAAUCCCAAUAGAUACACCGGAUCAUUCACCUACGUGCCGGUGGUUCGACCAGCUUACUGGGAAGUCAAGAUGGAUUCGAUGCAGUUCGGGACUACGGAAUUGUGUGGAUCAAAUUGUAACGCUGUCAUUGACACUGGAACGAACUUUAUCGGUGGACCCGUUAAGCACACUGUGACUCUCAAUAAGGCUUUGGGGGGAACACCGACUAGCACCGGUCUGUUUAAUAUUGAUUGCUCGCUCGUGUCGGGUUUACCGAGCGUUACUUUUCGAAUGGGAGGAAAACCGUUCGUACUUACUGGCGAUGAUUACGUCCUGCGUGUGGAAUAUAACGGCGGAACUAGAUGUCUGUAUGGAUUUCAAGCAAUUAAUCUUGCUACUUCAAGCCGAGAUGUAUGGAUCCUGGGCGAUGUUUUCGUCAGUAAAUAUUACACUGAAUUCAAUGUGCGCAGUAACCUAGUUGGGUUUGCAACCGCGGUCUAGGGCUAUUCCACCAAAAACGUGAUCGGCUCUCCUGUUCUAGUAUCUGUUUUGUUUAGUUUACAGUGAAAAAGUCGCAUUAUUUUGCGAAUAUUGGAAACUUUUUGAAGGUAUGUAAUUGGUCUUUUCGCGGUUCGGAAAA